CACUUCCGGGGCGUGGCAGGCGGCAAGAUGGCGGCUCCCAUGGAAGUGGCCGUGUGUACGGACUCGGCGGCCCAGCUGUGGAGCUGCGUGGUGUGGGAGCUGCAUUCGGGCGCCAAUUUGCUCACGUAUCGCGGCGGCCAGGCCGGACCCCGCGGCCUGGCGCUGCUCAAUGGCGAGUACCUGCUGGCGGCGCAGCUGGGCAAGAACUACAUCAGCGCCUGGGAGCUGCAGCGGAAGGACCAGCUCCAGCAGAAGAUCAUGUGCCCUGGGCCUGUCACCUGUCUGACCACAUCACCCAACGGCCUCUAUGUCCUGGCGGGGAUUGCGGAGAGCAUAUAUCUGUGGGAGGUCUCCACGGGGAGCCUUCUGGUCAUCCUGAGCCGCCACUACCAGGACGUGUCGUGCCUGCAGUUCACGGGGGACAGUAGCCACUUCCUGUCGGGGGGCAAGGACUGCCUGGUGCUGGUGUGGAGCCUGUGCAGUGUGCUGCAGGUGGACCCCUCCAGGACCCCGUCCCCCCGGCACGUCUGGUCUCGCCACACCCUCCCCAUCACGGACCUGCACUGUGGCUUUGGGGGGCCCCUGGCCCGGGUGGCCACCUCCUCCCUGGACCAGACAGUGAAGCUGUGGGAGGUCUCAUCGGGCGAGCUGCUCCUGUCCGUGCUCUUUGACGUGGGCAUCAUGGCCGUGACCAUGGACCUGGCCGAGCACCACCUCUUCUGUGGCGGCAGUGACGGCGCCAUCUUCCAGGUGGACCUCUGCAGCUGGCCUGGCCAGAGAGAGAAGAGCUUCCAGCCGGAGCAGGACAGCGGGAAGGUGUUCAGAGGGCACAGGAACCAGGUGACCUGCCUGUCCGUGUCUGCUGAUGGCAGUGUGCUGCUCUCCGGCUCCCACGACGAGACUGUGCGUCUCUGGGACGUCCAGAGCAAGCAGUGUAUCAGGACGGUGACCCUCAAAGGCCCCGUGACCAACGCCUCCAUCAUGCUGGCGCCCGUCAGCAUGCUGAGCUCAGACUUCAGGCCAGGCCUGCCCCUGCCCCAUUUCAACAAGCACCUUCUGGGCGCCGAGCACGGGGACGAGCCGCACCAUGGGGGCUUCACGCUGCGCCUGGGUCUCCACCAGCAGGGCUCGGAGCCCAGCCACCUGGAGAGGGCAGAGCAGUUGCUCGGGGUGAUGAGCAGCACGAUGGAGAAGAGCGUCCUGGGCAGCCAGGACCAGCUGCGGAUCCGCGUGGCCGAGCUGGAGGAUGAGCUGCGGAACCUGCGCAAGGUCAACCGCGAUCUGUUCGACUUUUCCACGCGUAUCAUCACCCGGCCGGCCAAGUGAGCCCGGCCCG
Zalophus californianus (California sea lion) is the source of this 1336-nucleotide messenger RNA. RefSeq names its product WD repeat domain 18 (gene WDR18). The record is from RefSeq and is a predicted model, not a curated record. Lineage: Eukaryota; Metazoa; Chordata; Mammalia; Carnivora; Otariidae. Gene Ontology annotation, cellular component: nuclear pre-replicative complex. Gene Ontology annotation, molecular function: protein binding. Gene Ontology annotation, biological process: rRNA processing; DNA-templated DNA replication. Bases 28 to 1326 code for a protein of 432 amino acids. The transcript has 10 exons.